UUGUGUAACAGGUAUACGAUUGUGUGAAAUCCAUUAGUUUUGGAUGGAAAAAGCAAUUAGUUUGUAGCAAUGUUGUACCGUUAUAAAUAAAUUUAUAUAUUUUGGUGGAUCGUUCCGACUAUAAACAUUCACAUAAUUUCCGUAUUUUAAUCUAAGGGAAAUAACUCUAAACCGUUUGAGGAAAAGAUGAAAAUUUUGGAAUUGUGUAAAUUUCGAUGGGUACACAUAUAAUGACUGACAGGCCAUUUUCGAGCCCUUCGAAUGCCGCUAGUAGGGACAGACGGCGAGGAUAUGAAGAUGAGGAUACAGACGAAAGAGAUGCUGGUGAAAGCGUUAAAACCCAGAUAGAUCAGAUCCAGAAGUUUGCUGGUUUCAGUAUUGGACUGUCAAGUAUAUUUGCAGAGCAGGUCCUGGCACAUCCAUGUAUUGUGUUGAGAAGACAGUGUCAGGUGCACCACAAUGGAGAGUGGUACCAUGUGACCCCGUUCACGCUCUUCCAGGUUCUCAUCAACCUCCAGAGACAUCAGGGCAUGACAACAAUGUGGAAGGGGAUUGGGAGUGUGUUUGUGGUGCGAGGAAUCUUCAUGGUCAGCGAGACGGUCAUCAGUGAACUCACUCCUUUCCCAAAGGAAAUUUCUCGACACAGUUCCUUGAAGAAAUAUGGUGAACAUCUCCUUCUAAAAGCCCUGUCCACUGUGGUGACCACACCCUUCUUUGCUGCCAGCCUCAUAGAGACAAUUCAGAGUGACAUAGCCAGCGAGAAGCCGGGGAUCCUGGACUCUGUGAAGGAAGGUCUGACAAGGGUGUUUGGGUGGGGCAUGCCCCAGACUACACGCCUGCUGCCGGUGUGGCGCCUCAUCUUGCCCACAGUUGCCUACCAGUUGUCCCACUACGUCAUCACGUCUUUAGCGCAGUUCACCGUGACAUCCACCAUUCGGUCAGAGCAGCAGGAGCUCCGGGACCACAGUGUUGAUGUUGGGGACACAGGGAGAUCAGUUUAUGAGAUCUACUUCCCCGACCUCCUGGCAACAUUCACAGGCAGCCUGUUGGCUGACCUGAUGCUCUACCCACUGGAGACGGUGUUGCAUCGCAUGUACGUACAGGGAACACGCACCAUCAUUGACAACACAGACAUCGGCAUUGGUGUACUACCAAUCAGCACGGGAUAUGAGGGCUUUGUAGACUGUUUCAAGUGCAUAUUAUUAGAAGAAGGACCUUUUGGAUUUUACAAAGGUUUUGGUGCACUUGUUCUGCAAUAUGCUCUCCAUGCUGCCAUUUUGAAAAUGGCUAAGUAUUUAUUUGAAAAACUGUCCCAUGAGCUCUCUCCAAGAAGACGCCACCAGACACCUCAAAGAAUGUCCUCCUAUGAAGCGCCAUAUACUCUAUAUGGCCAGAGACGCUACACUCGGGCUACCUCCAAGUACCAGCCUUAGUUGCCUCUGUCACAGUAUCAUCUCACCCAUGGACCUGAAUGGAAAAAGCUGUCAACAGAUGUCAAAGUCAAAAGAUUUCCUGUUAGAAGAUGUGACAUCGUUCCUCAGGGAGAAAGUUCAAAUCAAGUCAUGGUCAGGAUAUGGAACUGAAAAUGAAAUUGUAACUUUAGAUUGAUUUUUAUGACCCUGCUGUUGUUAUGAGUAAAAUGAGGAAUACAUGUUUGUGCACUGAACUGAAUGUGCUAUGAAGGAAGUUGUACCUAUCAAAAGGGAGUUGACUGUGACCUCUCCGACCAACUGUGCACAUCUAGGUAGAAGGACUAUUCACAAGGUACCCAGCUCUCAUUAUUAGUCUGGUUGGAUCUUGGGUUCCUCCCUACUGACCCAUUCUUGGACAACCAGAUACCUGGCAUAACCUGCCUCAUCCCUGACGUAAGCUGUCACAUUGCGUAACCUAGGCUCUGCCUGGAGGGUCAUGCUGCAGUAAACAAACAUAGUCUGCACUCCAGGUAUAUAUAGGUAUGAGCUAGGUAUGAGCCGAGGAUUUGUUUUCUGUGAUACUGAUUCUUGUGGUAUAUGUCUGCUCAGUGUUCUUGCUUCCUGAUGAUACUGAAUAUUGGACUGAACACACACUUGCAGGACUGAUCACACUUGUACUUGCAGGACUAAACACACACUUGCAGGACUAAACACACUUGUACUUGCAGGACUAAACACACUUGUACUUGCAGGACUAAACACACUUGCAGGACUGAACACACACUUGCAGGACUGAACACACUUGCAGGACUGAACACACACUUGCAGGACUGAACACACUUGCAGGACUGAACACACUUGUACUUGCAGGACUGAACACACUUGCAGGACUAAACACACUUGUACUUGCAGGACUAAACACACUUGCAGGGCUGAACACACACUUGCAGGACUGAACACACACUUGCAGGACUGAACACACACUUGCAGGACUGAACACACUUGCAGGACUGAACACACUUGUACUUGCAGGACUGAACACACUUGCAGGACUAAACACACUUGUACUUGCAGGACUAAACACACUUGCAGGACUGAACACACACUUGCAGGACUGAACACACACUUGCAGGACUGAACACACACUUGCAGGACUGAACACACACUUGCAGGACUGAACACACUUGCAGGACUAAACACACACUUGCAGGACUGAACACACUUGCAGGACUAAACACACACUUGCAGGACUGAACACACUUGCAGGACUGAACACACACUUGCAGGACUGAACACACUUGUACUUGCAGGACUAAACACACUUGCAGGACUGAACACACUUGCAGGACUGAACACACACUUGCAGGACUAAACACACUUGCAGGACUGAACACACACUUGCAGGACUGAACACACACUUGCAGGACUGAACACACACUUGCAGGACUGAACACACACUUGCAGGACUGAACACACUUGCAGGACUGAACACACUUGCAGGACUAAACACACACUUGCAGGACUGAACACACUUGUACUUGCAGGACUAAACACACUUGCAGGACUAAACACACUUGCAGGACUGAACACACACUUGUGCAGGACUGAACGUCCCUUGCAGGACUGGAGACCUUCCAUCAGAACUUAACUGCAGGUUAGAUGGAAAUCCACCUACAAUUUGCAAUGAAGUAUUCUGUGGUGAGCUGUAUAAGUGAGCAAGAAGUAACUGUACCACCACAGACAUUGUUCAUGUUGUCCACCUGGCAGUAUGCAGGUGUAACUAUGUAUGAUUGUUGAGUAUACAGCCUGUAUAUAAUGAUCUGAGAAGUAAUAUAUUAUUACCUUGUACAUAAAUCUGAUUAUGUUCCUGUAAUGUCUUAAUGUUUCCUAAAGAUUAAACCUGGAUCAAUAAUCAAUACCUAGAGUACCCAUUUGCGGCCAUAAUUCACAAAUGGUUUCAGGAUAGACUGGACAUAUGAAAUAGUGUUGUAAUAGAAUGGAGAUACAGUACCCUGGAUAAUGGAGGAUGUGGCCAGAAGGCGCACAGUGCACAGUAGAGUGUGCAUGUGUAGGCGUCAUGCUUACCAAGCUCCCGGUAAUGUCAGAUUCCCCAAAUAUAUAAACACCAUAUAGUCAGGGCACAGGUUUUGCAAUCUGUGACAAUAUGGCAAUGUUUUGGUGAUCUGUGAUUUGCUUCAAUCUCAUUACAAUCAGAUCGGAGUUAUCGCUACUGCUAAAUAAAGAUCUGAGGACAUCCCAUUACGGGUCACGUCAGAACGACCUUUCGUGAAGUUUGACCGACCGCUGAAAUGACUAAAAAGAAGUUGACAUCAGCCAAUUAGAAAGCAGCUUUCUCGAGCUUUACGGCACUCGUUUCAACCUGGCGACUUCCAUUUCAGACUAUGCUUGAAAAUAUAUGUUGACACAGUUCUCGAUUAAAAUUUUGAAAACUGAACAAACGAACAUUCCGGAAUGUCUAAUAUAUGGUUGAGAUUGUAUGGCAGUGCUUCUCACGUACUGUGCAAUGCCUCCUUCGUUCAAACGUUUAUCCCAUGGAAGCGAGAGAUAGACAAUAAUUUUGAUGGAAUCAUUCGUACUGGCCGUAGCUGUCGUUAGGAAUACCCUGUGUUAACGUUUUCAAGGUUGCAUGAUUAGAAAACACAUUCCGACCAUCACUUUCAUGAUCUGAUAAGCGACGCUUUGAUUGGUCGGAUGUAAGGUCGUUCUGACGUGACCCAUAAUGGGAUGUCCUCAGAUCUUUGUUGAGCGAUAGCGAGAACUAAGAUCUGAUUUUAAUGAGAUGUGGCUAUUUGUGCAAUAUGGCUAUACCGAGAUCUGUAGAUCAGCUUGCUUACAUACAGAGAUCCGUAGAUCAGCUUGCUUACAUACCCGAUAUCCGUAGAUCAGCCUGCUGAGAUACCAAGAUCUGUAGAUCAGCUUGCUAACAUACUGAGAUCCGUAGAUCAGUGUGCUUACAUACCGAGAUCUAUAGAUCAGCUUGCUUUCAUACCGUGAUCUGUAGAUCAGCUAGCUUACAAAACCGAGAUCAGUGGAUCAGCCUGCUGAGAUAGGAAGAUCUGUAGAUCAGCUUGCUUAUAUACCGAGAUUUGUUGUUGGCUUGUUAGGAUGUGGUAAUCUUUAUUUAUGCUGUGAUAGAACAUGACAGCGCCAGAUCUGGUCACGAUGUCAACUGAUGUAAAGCCUUUGAGAUGUCACCAGGUUACAAAUGUAGCCAUUUUGACAAAUCAAAACUAUGUUGAUUUACUUUGUUCUUCUACCAAACAUGCUUGACAGUUGUCUUGGUUCAAAUGAAUUUUGUCCUGGUUGUUUCUCAGAAGAAGUGUGUUCUAUGCUGUGUUGUCCAGAAUGAGUUUGUUUCUUGAUAUUUGUGUGGCUCACACAAUAAUUGAGGUGAGAUACACUGAAAUGUAAGUCACAUCAUUUGCAUGAAAUGGAACGUCUUUUACCAUCCGAGUAUAAUCGUUGUUGUUUUAAUCAAAAAGGUCUGUGAAAGCAACGCUAUUCCUGGUCCUAAAGUACCACGUUUGCAAGGACAACAUGAAUAGUCCAACAUGAAUAGUCCAAUAGUUUAUGGGCAAUGAAAUUCUUUCCUGGAGUUGGCAGGAUAAGGGAUGAACUGAAGUCAAACCAAGAUGAAGUGUUGUCAUGAAAACAAUGAUGCAUGAAAUCAAAAUCUUUGUUGACAUUCAUAUAACUUAUGUGAGAAUUUUUUUGUCAAAGUAUCAGAUUUUUUUAAUAAAGAUUUGGCUGACACCCAUGCCAGCUUUACAUCUAGCUUCCUAUGUAGGUUGACAGACAUACAUAAGCUUAAGGUUAGGGACCAACCAUUUGUUCUAUUGAGGUGGAGUAAGGGGUGGUUUGGUGGCAGAGAUGGGAUAUUUAUUUAAUUUACUGACAAGGUGGGAUUUGAAUAAUUUAUUUUUACACUGACUAGCAGAUAUAUUCUUUCUUCUACAUAUUUGAAAGUUUAUUGUCCUAACUUGGAGCAAAGUUUUUCAGUUCAGUAGACCAGCCUUUAACCGUCCAUCUUGUAAAGAUAAAUGGUUGUUCCCAUGUGUUGGUGGAUAUGUAAAUGUUGUUAUGGUAGAGAGGAGCAGAAGAGAAGAAUAAAGGAAUAAUUCA
Messenger RNA from Haliotis rufescens (red abalone), 5555 nucleotides. RefSeq names its product mitochondrial outer membrane protein SLC25A46-like. Lineage: Eukaryota; Metazoa; Mollusca; Gastropoda; Lepetellida; Haliotidae. Gene Ontology annotation, cellular component: mitochondrial outer membrane. Gene Ontology annotation, biological process: mitochondrial membrane fission; mitochondrial fission. The record is from RefSeq and is a predicted model, not a curated record. The transcript is spliced from 11 exons. Bases 216 to 1433 code for a protein of 405 amino acids.